Molecule: messenger RNA, 4617 nt
Organism: Salvia miltiorrhiza (redroot sage)
Lineage: Eukaryota; Viridiplantae; Streptophyta; Magnoliopsida; Lamiales; Lamiaceae
Product: ABC transporter B family member 19
Exons: 10
Coding region: 673-4425 (1250 amino acids)
Biological process (GO): transmembrane transport
Cellular component (GO): membrane
Molecular function (GO): ABC-type transporter activity; ATP hydrolysis activity; ATP binding
Source: RefSeq, a predicted model, not a curated record
GGAAAAUAAUCACUCAUGCUAAAGCUCACUCAUCAAAGUUAUGCAGGAACUAUUCAACAUUUUUUCCCAGAAAAAUAAAAUAAAAAAUACUAAAAAACAUCCAGAGAGCCACUGCAAGAAAUUGACAGCGAGAUAAAAAUGGUGAAGAGCGAUAGGCUAUCACAUAUAUCAAUGUGUUGCUCAGAUUCCCUUUAACCAUAGUUAAUUCUAAUCACCCCUUCUCACUCUAUAAGUAUACACACUCUCUCUCAUCUCACACUCACUCUCUCUCUCUCUCCCCUCUCGCCGCUUCCACACAAUCUCUCUCUCUACACCUCGUUUGACCACUGGUCUUACUAGUAGCUGCUCACUACAUCCGCCCAACACUAUUCUUUCUCUUUCCGGCAAAACCCAUCUCCCUCUCCCUCUCUCUCUCCCACAACUUUGGUGAAUUUACGACCACAAUCGUAUCCAAAGACCUUUCUUUUUGGAUCUUCUGUUUCUUCUUUCUCUUUCAAGAUUCCCAUAAUCCUUCCGUGAUAUGCUGAAAAGGGAAAGACCCAACAGGAGCAUCGCCAUGCAUCGCCCUUAAUCGAGCUGGGUUCGUCGUCGACGGCGGAAAGCUAGCUGCUUUACUUGCCCUGCCCUCCAUUUUUUCGAAAAGACUCGAUUUUUUUAUUUAUUUAUCUUCCAAUGGCGGCGGAGGCGGCGGACGGGAAAGCAAUGCCGGAGUCGGAGAAGAAGAAGGAGCAGAGCCUGCCGUUCUACCAGCUGUUCUCGUUCGCGGACAAAUACGACGUCGUGCUGAUGAUCGCGGGCAGCCUUGGCGCCGUCGUGCACGGCUCCUCCAUGCCUGUUUUCUUCCUCCUCUUCGGCGAGAUGGUCAAUGGCUUCGGCAAGAACCAGAUGGAUUUGCACAAGAUGACCAAUGAAGUUUCGAAAUAUGCUCUCUAUUUCGUGUAUCUUGGACUGGUUGUCUGCUUCUCCUCCUACGCAGAAAUUGCAUGUUGGAUGUAUACUGGUGAGAGGCAAGCUGGCACACUGAGGAAGAAGUAUUUGGAGGCUGUGUUGAAGCAAGACGUGGGAUUUUUCGACACCGAUGCUCGAACUGGGGAUAUUGUUUUCAGUGUUUCAACUGAUACUCUGCUUGUUCAAGAUGCCAUUAGUGAGAAGGUUGGCAACUUCAUUCAUUAUCUUUCGACGUUCUUGGCGGGGUUGGUGGUUGGUUUUGUAUCGGCGUGGAAGCUUGCUCUACUCAGUGUGGCUGUGAUUCCGGGCAUUGCCUUUGCCGGUGGUUUAUACGCGUACACCCUCACCGGGCUCACCUCCAAGAGCCGUGAAUCCUAUGCAAAUGCUGGUAUAGUUGCCGAGCAGUCCAUUGCACAAGUUAGGACGGUUUACUCCUACGUUGGUGAGACGAAAGCCCUCGGUGCAUAUUCGGACUUGAUUCAAAACACAUUAAAACUGGGGUACAAGGCCGGUAUGGCUAAAGGGCUUGGAUUAGGAUGCACCUAUGGCAUAGCAUGCAUGUCGUGGGCUCUUGUUUUCUGGUAUGCCGGUGUUUUCAUCAGAAACGGACAGACAGAUGGUGGCAAAGCGUUCACAGCGAUCUUUUCUGCUAUCGUUGGUGGCAUGAGCUUGGGCCAGUCGUUUUCAAAUCUCGGGGCAUUCAGCAAAGGUAAAGCUGCUGGAUACAAGUUGAUGGAAAUAAUCAAGCAAAAACCAACCAUAGUUGACGACACAUCUAAUGGGAACUGCUUGACUGAUGUCAGAGGAAACAUUGAGUUCAAAAAUGUGACAUUUAGUUAUCCAUCUAGACCCGAUGUGAUCAUCUUCAGAGACUUCUCCAUUUUCUUUCCUGCUGGAAAAACGGUUGCUGUAGUCGGUGGUAGUGGUUCGGGGAAAAGCACUGUGGUCUCCUUGAUUGAAAGAUUUUAUGAUCCUAAUCAGGGUGAGAUUUUGCUGGACAAUGUUGACAUCAAGACACUGCAGCUGAGAUGGCUGCGCAAUCAGAUUGGUUUGGUGAACCAAGAACCGGCGCUCUUUGCAACCACGAUACUCGAGAACAUUUUCUACGGGAAGCCCGAUGCGACCAUGGCAGAAGUCGAAGCUGCUGCCUCUGCCGCUAAUGCCCACAGCUUCAUCACCUUGCUUCCCAACGGAUACAACACUCAGGUUGGGGAGCGUGGCGUCCAGCUCUCCGGGGGGCAGAAGCAGAGAAUAGCGAUUGCAAGGGCAAUGCUGAAGGACCCGAAGAUACUUCUUCUCGAUGAAGCCACUAGCGCGCUGGAUGCAAGUUCGGAGAGCAUCGUUCAGGAGGCUCUUGAUCGUCUGAUGGUCGGGAGGACCACGGUGGUUGUAGCGCAUCGUCUAUCGACAAUACGAAACGUGGAUUCCAUCGCAGUUAUUCAGCAAGGGCAGGUUGUUGAAACGGGAACACAUGAAGAACUGAUCUCGAAAGCUGGUGCCUAUGCAUCAUUGAUCAGAUUCCAAGAAAUGGUGGGGAACAGAGAUUUAUCGAACCCUUCAACCCGUCGCACUCGCUCGACGCGCCUGAGUCACUCGUUGUCGACAAAGUCUCUUAGCCUCCGGUCGGGGAGCUUAAGAAACUUGAGCUAUUCCUACAGCACGGGCGCUGAUGGUCGUAUCGAGAUGGUGUCAAACGCUGAAACCGAUAGGAAGAAUCCCGCCCCGGCCGGUUACUUCUGCAGGCUGCUCACACUCAACGCCCCUGAGUGGCCGUAUUCGAUCAUGGGAGCCAUAGGAUCGGUUCUUUCUGGCUUCAUCGGCCCGACUUUUGCUAUCGUGAUGAGUAACAUGAUCGAGGUGUUCUACUACCGGAACCCCGCUGCCAUGGAACGGAAGACGAAGGAGUAUGUCUUCAUCUACAUCGGGGCCGGUCUUUACGCCGUCGUCGCGUACCUCAUUCAGCACUACUUCUUCAGUAUCAUGGGCGAGAACCUCACCACAAGAGUAAGGAGGAUGAUGCUUGCAGCGAUUUUGAGGAACGAAGUCGCAUGGUUCGACGAGGAGGAGAACAACUCGAGCCUCCUCGCAGCCCGGCUCGCCACCGACGCCGCCGAUGUGAAAUCCGCGAUUGCAGAGAGGAUAUCGGUGAUGCUGCAGAACAUGACGUCGCUUCUGACUUCUUUCAUUGUUGCCUUCAUCGUCGAAUGGAGGGUCUCGCUACUGAUCCUCGGCACCUUCCCUCUUCUAGUCCUAGCAAACUUUGCUCAGCAACUCUCUCUGAAAGGGUUCGCGGGGGACACGGCGAAGGCGCACGCAAAGACGAGCAUGAUCGCCGGGGAAGGAGUGAGCAACAUUAGAACCGUGGCGGCGUUCAACGCCCAAGAUAAGAUCCUCUCUCUCUUCUGCCACGAGCUCCGCCUCCCCCAGCGCCGGAGCCUCGCGCGCAGCCAGUCUUCCGGUUUCCUGUUCGGACUCUCCCAGCUUGCUCUUUACGGAUCCGAAGCUCUCAUUCUUUGGUACGGCGCCCACCUCGUUAGCAAAGGCGUCUCCACCUUUUCCAAGGUCAUCAAGGUGUUUGUGGUCUUGGUCAUCACGGCCAAUUCAGUUGCUGAGACGGUGAGCCUCGCACCGGAGAUCAUCCGGGGCGGAGAGGCUGUUGGUUCGGUUUUCUCGAUCCUUGACCGGUCCACGAGGAUUGAUCCGGACGAUCCCGAGGCUGAGCCGGUGGAAUCCAUCCGCGGCGACAUUGAGUUGCGCCAUGUCGACUUUGCUUACCCUUCGCGUCCGGACGUGAUGGUGUUCAAGGACCUGAGCCUGCGGAUCCGGGCCGGGCAGAGCCAGGCGCUCGUCGGGGCGAGUGGGUCGGGUAAGAGCUCGGUGAUAGCAUUGAUAGAGAGGUUCUAUGAUCCCCUUUCCGGUAAAGUUAUGAUUGAUGGGAGAGACAUUAGGAGGUUGAACUUGAAAUCUCUCCGCCUCAAGAUCGGCCUCGUGCAGCAAGAGCCGGCGCUCUUCGCCGCCAGCAUCCUCGACAACAUCGCUUACGGGAAAGACGGCGCGACCGAGGCCGAGGUGAUCGAAGCGGCGCGCGCUGCCAACGUGCACACGUUCGUGAGCGGGCUGCCGGAGGGCUACAAAACCCCCGUCGGGGAGCGGGGCGUCCAGCUGUCCGGCGGACAGAAGCAGCGGAUCGCGAUAGCGCGAGCCGUGCUCAAGGAUCCGUCGAUCCUGCUGCUCGACGAGGCCACGAGCGCGCUCGAUGCGGAGUCGGAAUGCGUCUUGCAGGAGGCCCUCGAGAGGCUGAUGAGAGGGCGCACCACCGUCCUCGUCGCCCACCGGCUCUCCACCAUACGUGGGGUGGACUGCAUCGGCGUGGUGCAGGACGGCCGCAUCGUCGAGCAGGGCAGCCACGGCGAGCUGAUCAGCCGGCCGGAGAGCGCAUAUUCAAGGCUACUCCAAUUGCAAAAUCAUCGCAUAUGAGACAACAAAAUCAAAAAAACAAAAAACAAAAACUAGCACCGGCCCUAUUAACCCUUGUUUUUUUUUUCUUUUUCAAAAUUUAUUUUGUUGUGGUGAUAGAUGUAGAUAUUGUGAUGUGAGGACUGUAUUUUCAAGAAUGACCACUCCAUUCCUAGUGUGCUAAAAAAAAUAUAUUCACUUCGAUCCUCAAAA